This is a messenger RNA of Rhineura floridana, 1596 nucleotides long. RefSeq names its product solute carrier family 22 member 6-B-like. The record is from RefSeq and is a predicted model, not a curated record. Bases 1 to 1596 code for a protein of 531 amino acids. Gene Ontology annotation, molecular function: transmembrane transporter activity. Gene Ontology annotation, cellular component: membrane. The transcript is spliced from 9 exons. Gene Ontology annotation, biological process: transmembrane transport. NCBI's taxonomy places the organism in Eukaryota, Metazoa, Chordata, Lepidosauria, Squamata, Rhineuridae.
AUGACUUUUGCCAAACUGUUGGACCAAGUUGGCGGCAUGGGUCGUUUUCAGGUCAUCAACGUGAUGCUGCUGAGCGUUCCGAUGGUCCUCAUGGCCGCCCACAACCUCUUGCAGAAUUUUACGGCAGCCGUCCCUGGACACCACUGCCGUGUCACCAUCAACAACACUUGUGAUGGUAACACCACCAAAGGCAUGAACUGUCGGAAUCUUCUGAGAGCCUCCAUCCCAACAGACAGCAACCGAGUGCUGCAUAAGUGUCAACGUUUUGUCAGCACCCAGUGGCAGUUCCUGAACCCCAAUUCCACGGCGCCAGGGGGAACAGAGGCAGAGAUGGAACCUUGCCUCGACGGAUGGACUUACGACAGUCAAGUCUUUGCUUCGACCAUCGUAACAGAGUGGGACCUGGUAUGCGACUUUCGAACUCUACAGCAGAUGGCCCAGUCGAUCUACAUGGCGGGCGUGCUGGUGGGCGCGGUUGCAUUCGGUGGCCUCUCAGACAAGUUUGGCCGGAAGGCUUUGCUGAUCUGGUCGUGUCUUCAAAUGGCUGUUUCGGGCUCCUGCGCCGCUUUUGCCCCCAGCUUCACUGCUUACUGCAUCUUUCGCUUCCUCUCCGGAAUGGCUCUGUCAGGCGUCGGACUGAACUGCGUGUCGCUCUCGGUGGAGUGGACGCCGAUGCAUUCUCGGGCCACCGUCAGCAUGGUGACGGGAUACAGCUACAGCGUUGGGCAAUUCAUCCUCGCGGGCAUGGCCUACGCCAUCCGUGGCUGGCGCGGGCUCCAGUUGGCCGUCUCCUUCCCUUACUUUGCCUUCUUCCUGUACGGCUGGUGGUUUACAGAGUCUGCCCGGUGGUACGCCACAGCUGGCAAGCUGGAUGAGGCGCUCAAGGAGCUGCAGAAAGUUGCACGGAUAAACGGACAGAAAGAACAAGGACAAAAGCUUAGCCUAGAGGUCUUGAAAGCCACCCUACAGAAAGAAGCUCCUUCUGCCAAAUCCAACUUCACCGCAGCUGACUUAGUGCGCACACCAGCGGUGCGCCGGGUAACGUGCUGCCUGUGCUUUGUCUGGUUCUCCACCAGCUUUGCCUAUUAUGGCUUAGCCAUGGACCUGCAAAACUUUGGGGUCAGCGUCUACCUCAUCCAGGUGAUCUUUGGGGCUGUCGACAUCCCGGCGAAACUCAUCGCCUUCAUUGUGAUUUGCUACUUUGGCCGCCGAAUAACUCAGGCAUUGACCCUCAUCCUUGCCGGUCUGUCCAUUGCCAGCAACAUCUUUGUGCCCCAAGAUAUGCAGAUCCUUCGCACUGUCUUCGCGGUCUUUGGGAAAGGGUGUUUGGCAGCCUCUUUCAACUGUGUCUUUUUAUACACGGGAGAACUUUACCCCACGGUGAUCAGGCAGACCGGGAUGGGCUUUGGCAACACCAUGGCGCGUGUCGGCGGAAUUGUGGCUCCCCUGGUGAGGAUGACUGGCGAGUAUUCCCCAUCUCUCCCCCUUCUCAUCUAUGGGGCAGCCCCCAUCGUCUCGGGCAUUGCCGCCUGCUUCCUUCCAGAGACUUUAAAUGUGCCACUUCCUGAUACUAUUGAAGACGUGGAGAGCCAGUAA